Messenger RNA from Cryptosporidium muris RN66, 1713 nucleotides. RefSeq names its product SET domain-containing protein. Gene Ontology annotation, molecular function: protein binding. Lineage: Eukaryota; Apicomplexa; Conoidasida; Eucoccidiorida; Cryptosporidiidae. The record is from RefSeq and is a predicted model, not a curated record. The coding region runs from base 1 to 1713 and encodes 570 amino acids. The transcript has a single exon.
AUGGUAAGAGCAAGUAAAUCAAAAGGAAUAUUAACUGUAAGGACAAUCAUUGAACCUAAAUGGUUAAUAAAAGCUGAUAAUUUAAAGGAAGUUGAUGAUAACAAGGGUAGGAAACGAUAUUGGAAAUAUGAAAAGGAAGAUUAUGAUGAGGAUGGAUGGGAUAAUGUUUUAGAUAUUCCACUAGUUGCCUCAAUAGAAAUAAAGAGUCUAAUUGAAGGUCGUGUUUUACAUAUUAGAAAUGCUUAUCAUUAUGCCCUAAAACGUUUAGAUGCAACGAGAAAUCGUACUAUAUUGAUGUAUAUAUCGGAUAUAUCACAAGAUAAUGAAGUGAAAGAUGAAUUAAUUAAUAAAAACAAUAAUAAUCAAACAGAUCCUCUUUUAACUAAGGAUAAUGGAAAUAUAUCAAAUUUAAAUGAAGAUAAUUUUGGUAUGUGUUAUCCUUAUAUCAAUAGAAUUGAUUUAUUUUCUUGUAAAAAUUGUAAUGAAACUUAUAAGUAUGAAGAAGGGAGAAUAUGUAGAGUAUUAUAUCCAUCAGAACAUACAAGUAAAUGGGAAAGUGAAUAUUAUCGUAUAAUGUAUUAUGAUACACUUUGUAAAGUAUUAAGAUAUGCUUUAGAUAUGAUUAAAGUGGAAGAUAAUACAAAUACAGGUUUUUCGGAUAUAAUUCUUUCUCAAUAUUGUCCUACUAUAUAUUGGAAUAUUGUAAGGAUAUUUAAAGGUGAUUUAGAUACAGGAAUUAGAAAUAUUCUCCCUUUAGAUUUUCCAAAAAGGAAUUUUAGAAGACGUAGAAGAUCUAUACAGAGUAUAGAUAAUAAACAGUCAGCUAUAAAAUCUCAUCCUGAAAUUUAUAAAAUAAGAUCAAAAUUAGCAGAAGAGAGAAAAGAGAAAGUUUUAGAAUAUGGUAAAUUCAAUUAUCUCAAAAAACAAUUAGAAAGAGAAUUAUUCAAUAGGAUAUCUUAUUUUAGAGAACAUAAUAUACCAUAUAUAACAAAUGUACCAGUUAAUGUAGAAUUUGAUGAGAAAAGCACUAUUGUUAAUGUAAAUGGUAAUUCUUUAUCUAAUCAAAUAUCAAAUAUAAAUGAGGAGAAUUGUUUAUCCAAUAUUGAAGAUAAUACUAGAUAUUUUAGAAGAUCUAGAAGAUCCUAUAGACUCUCUGGUCCUUGUGAUGAACAAUCACUUAUUAAUAUUUAUAUAGAUUUUAAAUUAAGAUUGGUUAGACAUUCAUUAGAGAAUUUAUGUGAUAAAUGGAAAAAAGUUAUAUACAAAACUUGUUUAGAAUCAGAUAUUAGAUCUAGUAUGCUUAUUGCUAUGGAUAGUACUAAAGGAAGAUGCGUAAUAGCUGGUGCUAAUAUUCGUAAAGAUGACUUUAUACUUGAAUAUAAGGGUCAGUUAAUAUCUGAUUUACACCAAGCUGAGAAAUUAGAAAAACUUUAUGCAGAGGAGAAUAAAGGAUGUUUUAUGUAUUAUUUUAAAUAUAAUGACAAAAAUUAUUGUAUUGAUGCUACAGAUGAAACUAAAGAUUAUGGACCAGGUCGUUUAAUUAAUCAUUCACGUAAAAAACCAAAUUUAGUAUCUAAAGUCCUCAAUGUUGGAUUGAAGCCUAGGUUAUUUUUUAUUGCUAAACGAGAUAUAUAUUGUGGAGAAGAACUUUUAUUUGAUUAUGGAGAAUAUAACCCUGAAGUUAUAUUAAGUAAUCCUUGGCUAAUGUCAUAG